UGUACAUAUAUCGUAAUAAGUUAUUCAUUAAAUUUUCGUCGUUUAUUUACGUUAUCUGACUUAAGUUACUUGAUUAUUCAGAUGACCUUAAGAUAAUCUUUCAUUAUUGCAAAAAAAGAAAAUAUAUUUCCGCAGAAUGAAGAUUAAAUUCCGACGUAAUCGAUGAUUAUUUAUCCAUAAUUUAUAUUUCUUGAUAAUUAAUAAAUAAGGAUUGAUUUUUGCUCCUACAGCGAGAUUGUGCAGGACCAUUAAAUAUAACUCGUUCAUUGUAAAAAUAUAAAUGCUGUUAUGCAAAUUUUAUCGUUUCUAUAAAAGGCAAAGCUUCACGAGAUGUGAUUCAUUUCUUACAGCGAAUACGUAUGAUACAAUUGCGUUGAUGGCGUUAAAAGCCGAUACUGUUUUUUCUUUUACAAUAAAUAUGGUCGCAGAUAUUAUUUAAGACAGAAAAAAUCAUUAAUAUUAAAUACGUCAUAUAUAUUGAAUCUUUAAAAACUGUUGUUAUUUAAGUGUGAAAGAAAGUGCUUCUUGGUGAUUCAUCAGUGAUAUUUAAUCGAAAUUUUUUUUUAUUACUUUUAAUCUCUUUAUUUUCCCUGAUUCGGAAUUUCUAGCAGUUUGUUUUGACAGAGAUAUAACAGUGGCUCUAUUAAUUAAUUGAACACAUCCGAUGACAAUUUUCCCGAGACUGAUUCAACAUUCGUUUAGAAACCUACGGAUAUGGAACUCCAGGCCUUCUGAAAUGUCUACGUACUACGUAGACAACUCUUACUACAUAAAUUACAGCACGUGAUUGGAAAACAUUAUAUACGAUUAUAACAAUAACCGUUUCGAAAGAAAAUAUUAUUUUCAUUAAAAAUUAAAACUCGUGUAAAACUCUUUAUUAGAUAGUGAGAGAACGAAGAAAAAGGAAAGAAAAAAAAUAAGCGUUCACAAUGUAUGCUAAAUCAGUGCAGUUGAAUUUGUCAGUAUCUAAAUCAAUAGACAUCGAGUUUUCCAAUGUGGUGUACGAAGUUCAGAAUGGAUUUCGUGGUCCGAAGAAACAGAUUCUUAAAGGGAUCAACGGGUAUUUCAAAUCCGGCGAGAUGUGUGCUAUCAUAGGUCCCUCGGGAGCUGGGAAGUCUACGUUAUUAAAUAUUUUGACGGGAUUCGAAGAAAACAAGAGCUUGGUGGGCAAGAUAAAUUAUCGCGAUAGCAAAGGAGAUAAGGAACCUUGGAACAAGUGUAGAAAAUACUCCUGUUAUAUAUUGCAAGAAAAUUAUCUUCGUAAUCUAUUUACAGUGAACGAAGCAAUGAUGAUAUCAACGAAUUUGAAGAUAGGUAACAAUCUGAAUCGGAAUACCAAACAGAUUCUAAUCGACGAUAUUCUAGAUAGGUUGGAUUUAAUAGUUAACAAGAACACACAUACGAAUAAACUAAGCGGUGGACAGAAGAAGAGGCUUAGCAUCGCGUUGGAGCUGGUCGAUAAUCCUCCGGUUAUGUUUUUAGAUGAGCCUACGACUGGCCUGGAUUCCUAUUCAUCCUUUCAUUGCGUUAAAUUGCUUCAGAAUCUAGCGAGAGACGGUAGGACGAUAAUAUGUACGAUCCAUCAACCUAGCGCGACUAUUUACGAAAUGUUCGAUCACAUUUACUUGCUAGCCGAUGGACGUUGCAUGUACGAUGGAACAGCCAAGAACACAAUCGACUACUUUGCUAAUUUAGGUCUGCACUGUCCAAAAUAUCAUAAUCCCGCGGACUAUAUAAUAGAGGUCGUUAGCAACGAAUAUGGAGACUUCAGAGAUCAACUCGUCGAACUGGUUGAGAAUAAAUGGAAGAUCUCGCAAGUAAACUCCUUGGAGAAAUUGUCGGCAAUCGAAGACAACAAGGUUCAACGAAAUUACAACGAAAAGGAAAAAACGACCGUCCUGAUAAACACACCGUCCGAAUUUAAGAGAUUUUUAAUUUUACUCAAUCGUAGCAUCGUAUUAUCCCACAGGGACUGGAACUUAGUUUACCUUAAGGUAUUCAUGCAUUUUCUCAUAGGUACACUUCUCGGUACAUUCUACCUAAAUUUCGGCAACGAAAGUGAUAAAACCUUGAACAAUAUCAAGUAUAUUUCUGGUAUGAUUAUGUAUCUUUCCUAUACCAGCGCGAUACCGGCUGUAUUGAAAAUCCCUUUAGAAAUAGAAAUGAUAAAGAAGGAGCAAUUUAAUAAUUGGUAUCAGCUGAGAACUUAUUAUUUUGUUUUGCUAAUAGUUGAUGUACCUAUCCAAAUAUUGUUUUCUUUCACUUACUGUUCCAUUUCAUAUUAUCUCAGCCAACCGCUGGAAUUGACUAGAUUCCUCAUGUUCUUUGGGAUCACUUGCCUGACAUCCAUCAUCGGUGAUAGUUUCGGGUUGAUUAUCGGUACUUUGCUCACUCCCGUGAAUGGUAUCUUCAUAAGUUCAAUCCUUAUAGCCAUAUUUUUAUUGUUCCAGGGUUGUUUCGUUAUGUUCAAUGACAUGCCAAAAUACUUCUAUUACUUUAGUUAUUUUAGUUACAUGAGGUACGCCUUUGAAGGUAUGAUUCAAUCGACGUACGGAUACAAUCGUGAGAAACUUUACUGCUCUGACAAUACCAUAUAUUGUCCAUUUCGUGUACCGAAAAUAGUAAUUAAGGAACUGGCACUGACGGAUGAACAAUAUUGGUUCGACCUACUCGUUCUAAUCAUCUUCUUCGUUUUCUAUCGAAUCAUUGCUUAUUACACGUUGAAAAGAAAUUUCUCGAGAAUGUGAAACAAAUAUUGUCAGUCUGAACGAAGUAUCAAUAUUUUUUUUGAGAUGAGAGUAUUUUCUUAUCCUCGCAUUAUCGUUACUUUUAUAUACGAGCUUACAAUAUAGAUAAAUCGAAUACGAAUGAAAACAAGUGGGAAAGAUUCAAUCGUUUUAGUAAUCUUCAAUGAUAAUAAUUUGAUAAAAAAUAAUUCUCAUUUCCUUGAGAAUUGCUCAAAGCAGGUGUACGAUAUAUGUUGAUAGUUGCGACCGUAAAUAUCCUUAUAUUCUUUUCUAAAAUUUUGUAAAAAUAUUAUAAAUUAUAACUAGUUGUAAUAGUUUAUGUAUUAUAUUUUUUAUAAUAUACGACAUAUAUGUCAAUCUAAA
Molecule: messenger RNA, 3110 nt
Organism: Vespula vulgaris
Lineage: Eukaryota; Metazoa; Arthropoda; Insecta; Hymenoptera; Vespidae
Product: ATP-binding cassette sub-family G member 4-like
Exons: 2
Coding region: 930-2747 (605 amino acids)
Cellular component (GO): plasma membrane
Molecular function (GO): ATP hydrolysis activity; ABC-type transporter activity; ATP binding
Source: RefSeq, a predicted model, not a curated record